This is a messenger RNA of Apus apus (common swift), 4493 nucleotides long. Its product is annotated as heparan sulfate glucosamine 3-O-sulfotransferase 3B1-like. The transcript has 2 exons. Gene Ontology annotation, molecular function: [heparan sulfate]-glucosamine 3-sulfotransferase activity. NCBI's taxonomy places the organism in Eukaryota, Metazoa, Chordata, Aves, Apodiformes, Apodidae. The record is from RefSeq and is a predicted model, not a curated record. The coding region runs from base 167 to 1219 and encodes 350 amino acids.
CUCCCCAUCCCCGCUGCCUCUGCCCGGCGCCGCGGGCGGGAGCGGCGGGGCCGGGGCUGCGGGAGCCGGGGCUGCGCUGAGGCUCCGCGCUGCCCAUGAAGCGCCGGGCAGAGCCGAGCCGAGCCGGGACAGCUCCAGCCAUGUAUCCCGGCGCGCCCGCGGGCACAUGGGGCAGCGCUUGAACCGCUGCCUCGAUGUCCCCGUCGCGCUGCCGCCGCUGAGGCGGAGGCUCCUGCUGCUCUUCAUCAUGUUCUUCCUCUGGCUCUACAUGUUUUACUCCUGCGCCGGUUCCUGCGCGGGGCUGGCGGCCCGCGGCUCCCCCGCGCCUCCCCGCCUGCUCCCGCCGCUGCCGGCGGCUCCGGGGGACGCGGGCGAGGAGCUGAGCCCGGAGGAGCCGCGGGCAGCGCCCGACGGAGCCAUCUCCAGCUUCCUCAACGGCUCCGGCAGCAAGCGGCUGCCGCAGGCCAUCAUCAUCGGCGUGAAGAAAGGGGGGACGCGGGCGCUGCUGGAGUUCCUGCGGGUGCACCCGGACGUCCGCGCCGUCGGGGCCGAGCCCCACUUCUUCGACCGCAACUACGAGCGGGGACUCGCCUGGUACCGGGACCUGAUGCCCAGGACCCUGGAGGGGCAGAUCACCAUGGAGAAGACCCCCAGCUACUUUGUCACCAAGGAGGCCCCCGCCCGCAUCUCCGCCAUGUCCAAGGGCACGAAGCUGAUCGUGGUGGUGCGGGACCCCGUGACCAGAGCCAUCUCAGACUACACCCAGACGCUCUCCAAGAGGCCCGACAUCCCCACCUUUGAGAGCCUGACCUUCAAAAACAGGACUACGGGCCUGAUCGACACCUCGUGGAGCGCCAUCCAGAUCGGCAUCUACGCCAAGCACCUGGAGAACUGGCUCCUCCACUUCCCCAUCGGGCAGAUCCUCUUUGUCAGCGGGGAGAGGCUGAUCAGCGACCCCGCGGGGGAGCUGGGCAGGGUGCAGGACUUCCUGGGCCUCAAGAGGAUCAUCACCGACAAACACUUCUACUUCAACAAAACCAAGGGGUUCCCGUGCCUGAAGAAGGCAGAGGGCAGCAGCAAACCCCACUGCCUGGGGAAGACAAAAGGCAGGACCCACCCUGACAUAGACCAGGAGGUGGUGCAGAGGCUGCGGGACUUCUACCGGCCCUUCAACAUGAAGUUCUACCAGAUGACAGGGCAGGACUUCGGCUGGGACUGAGGCUGGCGUGGGAAAGUCCCCUGUAAUUACCUGCCCGGCAUGGUUUGCGUAUCUAAAGAGAUAUAUAUGUAUGUAAAAUGUACAGAGAUCUAUUUUAUAAUAAUUUAUUUUUAAUUCCUAAGCAAUUAAUUCACUAAGCUGCCUAACCGCACUGGCUAGAAUGGUAGCCCGUAACCUGUUUAACAUUCCACAGUGUUUAAUUCUAAUAUGUCCCUCCUUUUUAUUUCCCCCCCCCUCCUGUUUUCUCCUCCUAUGGUUUGGUUUGUAACAGACGGUGCUUCCAUUUUUUCCUAAACAGAAUUUGUAUUUUAAAAAGAAAUCACAGAAAACGAGGGUGGCAGGGGAGGGGAGGGAGGGAAAGCACAGAUUUAUUUUUGUUACGGGUAUCUGGCCUUUAUAAACACUUGCUUUCCCUGUUCCCGUGUCCCAGUCUCUGCUCCAGUGUUGUGCUCCCUCCUCCCACAGCUUUCCAGUUGAGUCCUGGGGCCACAGGUGGGGGGUUUCUCUGGGGAGGGAGGCUGGGCAUCUCCCUGAAGAUUAGGGCACCCUGAGACAUCCAGCUCCGCAGCCCAGGACUCUGCCAGGAGGGCAACGUGCUCCUCAUCCAGCAGAGAAGCCACAGAGCCUGUAGCAAGGGCAGAGCUGUCUCCUCAGUGGACUUUCCCUCUUUGCCUUUUGUCCAGGAGGCUCCUUCCCACAGCCCCUUAAACCUUCACUGCAGGACAAAGGUACGAGCACACGUCCCCGGGUGUGACAGCCCAGCAGCUCCGGGCUGUGAGCAGUGUGGCUCCAGGAGUGCCCGGGCACAGACCACCCACCCCCGCUGGGGAGCAGCCCCCACCCACCAGAGGUCCUGGGAGAGGCACAUGGAAAACCCUGGUCUCUGCUUGGAGCUCUUCCCAGCACGAGGCUGUCCCGGGGCAGGCACAGGCAGCGCGACCUGCAGCUCCCGCUUGGUGCGUGGGGCUGGGGAACAUCCAGCCUGGUCCUCUUGACUCCUGGUGCUUUUUUGGUCCAACACCUUAUCUGUGGCCUCUCCCAAAGAGCAGCAUUUGCCUGGAGCCUGGAAGAAACGCUGCCUUGCCAACAAGGAUGAAUCUGGAGAAAGCCAGGGGCUGUCCUGGGCUGGGGUGUUGCCCUGAUGCCACGGGCGAGUGCAGGGGUGGCCACCGGGCAGGACAGGAGGCCCCAAGCUCUUAUGCGUCAGCCCAGGUACAGCAACCUAGAGAUCCUUCAUCUCUGGUGGAACCAAAUGCUCCUUGGCAGGGUGCUCCUGAGAGCUCUGGCCAUAUUUUGUGUGCUCAGGAUGAUAAAUCCUGUGUGUGUCUGAUGCCUUAGUGUCACAGCCAGAGGUUCUGCUGACUCACCUGGAACAUUCCCAGAGCAAGGUCACAGCAGAAGUGAUUUGCUCCUUGAUUUUUUAGCAGGAAGCUGAGCUGUCUUGUCUUUGGACAACAAACCUCCCUGAGACCUCACCUGCAAGCCCUGUGAUGCCAUGCUGGGGGCAUUUCCCAAAUGUUUUUGUCAAACUCACAGCCUCCUUGCUCUUGCCUGCCCCUUACAGCUCUCUGGUGUGGCUGUUUGGUGCUGAAAAGUCUCUUGGAAGUCUGGACUUCUCUCCCUGGAUCUCGAUCUGCUCCUGCUCAGGUGGAUGCAGUGAAGAGCAGUCCCACCUCCAGGCCUGCUGGGGGUGUCUGCCCUUCAGUGCUUUGUGUGAACCUAAGGGCCCUGUGCUGGGCUUGGUGGUGUCACAUCUCCAAAGGGAUUUAGGGACUCACAGCCCCCUCGUUGCUGGCGGGUUGUGUGUGUGGGUUCACACAUGGGGUGUCCUCUAGGAAAAGGAGCUGCUAGGCUAAGGUGCUAACCUGCUGUGAGCAGGAUGCAAAUCUGUCCUUGGGGUUUGCCUCUGAGCACGUCUGCCUACAAAAAGGGCAAGUUGGGUAAAUCCUUUUUUUGCCCUGAGCCAUUUCUAGCAACGAAGCCAUGCUUUGGAGCAGGGCAGUCCUGCUUCCAGGGGUCCCUGCUGUGAGUGGGACCUGCUGGGCUGCCAGGUGGACAGAGCUCACACAUGACCUUUUCCUGCAAACCUUAAGUGGUGGUUGGAUCUAUGCACACUUGGGGCCUUUGGCUUUUGCUCCACCAGGUCCCCAGCUCUGUCCCCUGCUGCCAGGAAGGUGCUGCAUGCUCGAGCGUCUCUGCCUUAUCACAAAGCCCCGACAGGGAAGGGGCUGCCAGGAUGAGGGGUGGGGGGGAGAAGAAAAUACUUCCCGGUGGAAAAGAGUGACUUUUGGUUCUCAAACCCCAGUCUUCCUGCUAACCAGCUUAUGCAAUGUGUGGAAAGAAGCUUGUCCUUUCCACUUGGCCUCUGGGCAGCUCCAGCUUCCCUGUGGGGUUUAGCUCUUCGUCUGUCUGGCCAGAGCCUGCAGGAUCUGCUGCUUUGGCCUGGCUGCCUUUCCCUGUGGGUCCCUCAGGAGCACCCAUGCUGUGCCUGCUUCCCAGUGCUGGAAGGUUCUGCAUCCCCUACAUCUUCCUUCUUGCUUUCUUGGAAACAACUUUUUAAUAAACAACCUUCCUCAGCUCCACAGCAAAGCUUGGCCUUCAUCUGUGUGAUCAAGCCCUGCUGCAAACUGCUCUCAUGAAGCAACAUUGAGGAGCAGAAACACCAGGAGUGGUUAAUAACUCUUCUGACCUUAAGCAAAUUGUUAGUCCUGGCUCAACAUCCUUUGUGAUGAAGGCUGCACUGGGCUUUUCAUGUGAAGGCCUUACCUGACAGAUGAGACAGACAAGGUGAAUUCCCCUGAAUCUGGUUGCUAAGACUGGGAUCAGUGCUAUCACCAUCAUCAUUUUUAAAAAAAACCACACCUUUUCCUUGAUGUUAAGCUUGGAGGUAUGGUUAGUUUUUUGGUUUGGUUUGGGUUUUUUUGUUUGGUUGUUUUUUUCCCCCCUUUUUUUUGUUUUUUUUUUUACAUUCUAGCAUUAAUUUAUGGCUGAGUUUCAUUCAGUCCUGUAUUCAGAGGUGCAGCACAGCUCUUAGUGAUGUCUGUAACAUGGUACUGUAGAGUAGCCCAUUUGUAAAACAAAAAGAACAAAAUGGAAAGAAAAAACAAACGAAGGAACCACACGUAACAGAAAACCUGGGGAAAAAAAAAAAGUAAAUGGAGUAUUUUGUGGUAUGUACAACACAAAUUAAUUUUACACAAAGAUGUUUCUAGGAAAAUGAAAUCCUGAUAAUUCAUACGAUUUGUAUGACCAAAUAAAAGCUUUAUUUUACCAA